Molecule: messenger RNA, 905 nt
Organism: Trametes versicolor FP-101664 SS1
Lineage: Eukaryota; Fungi; Basidiomycota; Agaricomycetes; Polyporales; Polyporaceae
Exons: 3
Coding region: 231-905 (224 amino acids)
Source: RefSeq, a predicted model, not a curated record
CUCGUAGCACGACCACGGGCCCCGCUCCAUCUUCGACUUUUAAUGACCCUAGUAUAACCUCACCUCAGACAAGUGCAAGCUCUGCCUUGAAGACGUCCUCGUCCUCGACAGCCAAUUCGACGACAACAACGGAUAUAACAUCGAGCAGUACUAGUGUUCGCACUAGUGGCUACUCAUCUAUCAACGUCACUAGUAAUACAAUAGUGCCACCCGCAGUGAGCUCCAGCGUAAUGACCACAAAUUCCGAUUCGGGCCCUAAUGCAUAUACUACGAUUUCUAUAUCCCAGCCCCCGACGCCCUCUUCUUCCCUGACCUCCAUGGGAGAAAGUAGCACAUCGAACAUACAAACCUCCGCAAGCGCACGGAGCAACUCUGCAGCCUCCGGCGCCGCCCUCCCUUCCUCGAGCACCCACUCAACCCACACUGGUGCGAUCGUCGGCGGGAUCAUUGGCGGCCUCGCAUUUCUCCUGCUCGCCGUCGUGGCCACCAUCCUCCUCCGCCGGCGCAUGCGCGCCCGCCGCACCGCGCCUUCCGCAGAGUUUAUGAGCCUCGCGCGGGGGACGACGCCCGGCCUCAGCCCCGGCGCCGUGCGCAUGAAGGGCACGAUGACGCCCUCUGGCGACCGCCUCCUCUCGCUAGCACGCCAGAGGUCGCUCGGCGACGACGUCGAUCGACCACCCGCGUUCACCCCAGGCGCGUACGCGGAUCCGGUGCUUGAGAAGGUGCAGGUCGCUACCGCGAUGCGCGAGCAAUAUCGGCCGCGCGACUCUUAUGCGGCAGCUCAGGCGGGUUGGGAGGGAACAUCGGAGAUGGGGAACGAGGGCGAGAGCACGCAGGUGGGCACGGAAGAGGGCUAUGGAUCAGGUGGGGACGAGAAGUCGGGAUACUAUACGUGGGCGAUAUGA